AUGGCGCAGAAUCUUGUCACCCAAGUGACCCAGGAAACCAUGGGCGUGCCCAUGCAAUACGACGAAAUCACGCCUUCGGACGCCAACUCCAAAAUCCACAUGGACAUCCGUGGGCAUCCUUUCACCACCACCAGAGACGAGCUCAUGAGCUUGCCCGAGAGCAUUUUGUUGAGCUUGUUCCCCAACGGCGUCUUUUUGGACCAGCAGGGCCAGGUCAUCACCAACUUGACCGAGGAAGAUGUUGUCUACGUGAACUUUGAUCCUCAGUGUUUCGAGUACAUAUUGGCGACGUUUGGCCAGGCACAGAAGGACCUCCAGGCGAUGCUGGGGCUUUCGCCGCAGGCCAGUGGCGCCAGCCGAAUCGACCUGGCGGCGUCGGUUUUGCAGUCGAAACCGGCCAUUAUCGUUUUGCGCGAGGACUUGGACUUUUACGUGAUUCCGCCCGUCGCAGGCUGUUCGCCCGCCGAUAUGCGCCACCUCAAGCUCGAGGUGGGCCAGUAUAUCCUGCAGCAGCAACUGGUUUUCUCUGGCUUGGGCUACGACCCACUGGUUCCGCCCACGGUGCCCCAGAAAUUGGGCGCCGCCGAACAGCAUCUUUUCGACAUGCUCUGCACCUCGGGCUUCACGCGCUCCGAGCUGUGGGGCAGCAGGGCCAUGGCGCCCGACCGCUGUGUGGUGCAGCUGUUGCUGUUGGUGCGGUUGUCCACGGCGUCGCCCACUCCGCCCGAAUCUCCCUCGUUGACUCCAGUCAAGUCUGAAGCUUCGGUCAGUCUGCGGCUGAGGCUGCGCAUUGCGAGCUUGGCCAGUCUGGCCAGCCGUGCGGCGCUGCGGUCGAUGUCCCGGUCGAAAAAGGCCGAGAGCACGCCAACAAAGUUGUUGUUGUUUUGGCGCAAGCCGGCCCGUAAAUGUUGGUGGGCCAGUGACUCGGUGUCGGUCAACACGAGCGGGCUGGGGCUCGCCCAUCUAGGCGCUGCGGUGGAUGUGAAGGUCCACGUGCGCCGUGUGUGGACGUUGGAGUUGUCUGUGGUUGGUGUGCAGUGA
Messenger RNA from Clavispora lusitaniae ATCC 42720, 1041 nucleotides. RefSeq lists its product as uncharacterized. The record is from RefSeq and is a predicted model, not a curated record. Lineage: Eukaryota; Fungi; Ascomycota; Pichiomycetes; Serinales; Metschnikowiaceae. Gene Ontology annotation, cellular component: nucleus. Gene Ontology annotation, molecular function: RNA binding.